Molecule: messenger RNA, 807 nt
Organism: Phragmites australis (common reed)
Lineage: Eukaryota; Viridiplantae; Streptophyta; Magnoliopsida; Poales; Poaceae
Product: large ribosomal subunit protein bL12c-like
Exons: 1
Coding region: 90-614 (174 amino acids)
Biological process (GO): translation
Cellular component (GO): ribosome
Molecular function (GO): structural constituent of ribosome
Source: RefSeq, a predicted model, not a curated record
UCUUCUUAUCUUAUCCCCUCCUCCCGCCUGUUUCUCCUUCGCCUUCGGAAGCAGACCAGAGCAGGGUGGCACCCAAGAACCUGUGCGCCAUGGCUUCCACCGCCCUCUCCUCCGCCUUCUCCCUCAUCCGCGUCCCCACCGCCUCCUCCCUCCCCAAAGCCGCGCUCCCCUUUCCCACCCGCGGCCGCUUCGCCGUCGCCUGCGCCUCCACCGCCUCCCCGAAGGUCCUCGAGCUCGGGGACGCCAUCGCGGGGCUCACCCUCGAGGAGGCGCGCGGCCUCGUGGACCACCUGCAGGAGCGCCUCGGCGUCUCCGCCGCCGCGUUCGCCCCCGCCGCCGCCGUCGCCGCCCCGGGCGCCGCCGCGGCGGGGGGCGAGGAGGCCGCGGCACCUGCGGAGAAGACGGAGUUCGACGUGGUAAUCGAGGAGGUGCCCAGCAGCGCGCGCAUUGCGACCAUCAAGGUGGUGCGCGCGCUGACGAGCCUGGCGCUGAAGGAGGCCAAGGACCUCAUCGAGGGCCUGCCCAAGAAGCUCAAGGAGGCCGUGAGCAAGGACGAGGCCGAGGACGCCAAGAAGCAGCUCGAGGAGGUCGGCGCCAAGGUGUCCAUCGCCUGAAAUGCACCAGGACUCCUAGGACUCCUUUUUCCCAUUUGUAUUUUGUUUUCUGGCAACCACACAAUUAUGUGUCAGUUGUUGCUGUCAGAACUGUACUACCGCGUUGUUUCAGCACGAUAUCAGCUUUUGCUACGUGCGUAUGGGUUGAUACACAAAUCUUAUUAUGUAUUAUGAUGCUCCAUUCUAGAUUUCA